ACAGGAAAUAGCUUGACUCUACUUUCCCAGUUUCCACCACAAGCUUACUCUAAUCUUUUCCUCCCUCCUCUGUUGUUGAUUUUCUUCUUUCUUACUCUGAUUCUUCCGCCGAUUUCAGCCGUAGGUUGCGGUGUUGAGAGAAGAUAAUCAGUCCCGACUUCUCGGACCUGGAUUUCGCUAUGAACGUCAACUUCCCUCCGGGGCCGCUUGUCGGCUCCGAGAUUCAUGGAUUCCAAUCAUGGGAAGAAUUGGAUGUUAAGAGCAUGAUGGAGGAAGCUGGUUCCAGAUGGCUCCGAGCAAAUGAAAUUCAUGCAAUACUUUGUAACUAUAAGCAUUUUCAAGUCAAAAUCAAGCCCGUCCACUUGCCCAAAAGUGGUACAAUUGUAUUGUUUGACCGAAAAAUGUUAAGGAACUUUCGGAAAGAUGGCCAUAACUGGAAAAAGAAAAAUGACGGGAAGACAGUUAAAGAAGCUCAUGAACACCUGAAAGUUGGUGAUGAAGAAAGGAUUCAUGUAUACUAUGCACAUGGCCUAGAUAACCCGACCUUCGUUCGUAGGUGUUACUGGUUGCUUGACAAGAAUCUGGAACAUAUAGUUCUUGUUCACUACCGUGAAACACGAGAGGGUCCUCCAGCCACCCCUGUGAACUCAAAUUCUAGUUCAGGUUCUGACCAGUCUCCUUCAUGGCUUGUACCUGGAGAGUUUGAUUCUGGGGCAGGGAAUGCAACAUAUGCAGCUUUUUCUGGAAACUUGAUGGAACCCAGUGACAGUAUGAUGGUUAAAAACUAUGAAAGGAGGCUUCAUGACCUUAAUACACUUGAAUGGGAUGAGCUUCUAGUGACAAAUAAUACCAAUGAGGCAUUGGCACCUAAAGGAGACCAGAAUUCAGGCUUCCGUCAACAAAAUCUGUUUGCGGGUAGCGCACUUCAGGCCUACAAUGUAUCUGAACAAAUUUCGGGUUUAGUAAACUUAAAUGAGCACAAUGCUAAGAGUGGCAAUGAUGAUCUUAAUAUUCUGGAGGGUGCUUUUAAUCAGACAAUGGGUAGUGAGGCUUAUACAGACGUGCCAAGAAAGGAUUCUGGAGCUGUCACAACUGUUGAUUCAUUAGACAUUUUGGUCAAUGAUGGAUUACAAACCCAGGACAGUUUUGGAAAGUGGAUGAACUACUUUAUGACUGAGUCUACAAUCUCAACAGAUGACCAUGUGCUAGAUUCCUUGGUCUCAUCUAGCAAUCAUUCGGUCACCUCUUCUGCAGCCAACAAUCAUCAAUCUUGUGUGCCGGAGCAGAUAUUUACUGUUACCGAUAUCUCACCUGGAUGGGCCUAUUCAGCUGAAAAGACUAAGAUUCUAAUCACUGGGUUCUUUCAUCCAGAUUAUCAAAAUCCUGGAAAGUCUAACUUGUAUUGUGUAUGCGGUGAUGUUUCUGUUCCCACAGAAAUUGUUCAGGUUGGGGUUUAUCGCUGUUUUGUAUCACAAAAUUCUCCUGGAUUGGUAAACCUUUAUCUGAGCUUUGACGGCCAUAAACCAAUAAGUCAAGUUGUUAAUUUUGAGUAUCACACCCCUUUAAUGCACAACCCAAUAGUUCCUCCAGAAGAUCAGUCCAAGAGGGAAGAGUUCAAAUUACAACUUAGGCUUGCACGUUUGCUUUUCUCUACAUCGAGAAGCCUUAACAUUCUAUCCAGUAAAGUUUCACCAAAAUUCCUGAACGAGGCUAAGAACUUUGCUCAAAAGACCAAUAGCAUAUCUAAUUAUUGGGCACAUUUAAUCAAGUUAACUGAAGACAGCCAAGCUUCAUUUACACGAGCAAAAGAUCAUCUGUUUGAAUUUAUUUUGAAGAAUAGACUGAAGGAAUGGCUUUUGGAAAGAAUAGUUGAAGGUUGCAAAACCACUGAAUAUGAUGCUCAAGGUCAAGGGGUUAUUCAUUUGUGUGCUAUUCUUGGAUAUACUUGGGCUAUUUCUUUAUUUUUAUGGUCAGGCCUAUCAGUGGACUUUCGUGAUAAACAUGGAUGGACAGCUCUUCACUGGGCAGCAUAUUAUGGAAGGGAAAAAAUGGUUGCCCAUCUUUUAUCUGCUGGGGCAAAGCCAAACUAUGUGACAGACCCCACCCCAGAAAACCCUGGUGGCUGCACUGCUGCUGAUGUUGCAGUAAUGAAGGGUUAUGAGGGGUUAGCUGCAUAUCUUUCAGAAAAGGCUCUAGUAAAACAGUUUGAGGAGAUGGCCAUAGCUGGAAAUGUGAGUGGCAAAUUGCAAACCAGCACAGCUGAUGUAAUAAGCGCUGAGAACAUUACUGAAGACGAGUUGUACUUGAAGGAAACUUUGGCAGCUUACCGCACAGCUGCUGAUGCAGCUGCACGUAUACAGGUUGCAAUCAGGGAGCACUCCCUUAAAGUCCGGACUAAAUUUGUUCAGUUUUCCAAUCCCGAGGAUGAAGCACGCAAUAUAAUUGCAGCAAUGAGGAUUCAACAUGCCUUUCGCAACUUUGAAACAAGAAAAAAGAUGGCUGCUGCUGCCCGUAUUCAACAUGGGUUUCGUGGUUGGAAAAUUCGUAGAGAAUUCCUUAACAUGCGUCGCCAGGCUAUCAAAAUCCAGGCUGCUUUUCGGGGCUUACAAGAGCGGAGGCAGUACCGCAAGAUUAUUUGGUCAGUUGGUGUGCUUGAGAAAGCAAUUCUACGAUGGCGUUUGAAGAGAAAAGGCUUUCGGGGGCUUGAUGUUAACCCAGUUGAACCAGUUCCAGAUCAAAGACAGCAGGAAAGCAACACAGAAGAAGACUUCUACAGAGCCAGCCGGACUCAAGCUGAAGAACGUGUUGAGCGAGCUGUUCUAACAGUCCAAACCAUGUUCCGCUCAAAGAAAGCACAGGAGGAAUACCGGAGGAUGAAACUAACCCAUAAUCAAGCAAAUCUGGAAUUAGAAGACUUCCUCUACGAUGCAGACAUGGAUACUUGAAAUACCGAGGUUCAUCGUCCACAGGCUCGACCAAAGAGUAGAAGAAUAAUCCUUGGGAAGCUGUAUAUGUUGUGAAUGUCUAGAUUAGCUUAGAUGUAACGAGGACCUUUCAAUCCGUUCUGUGACUAUGAGAGGGUAAGAUUUGUGUAUCAUCUAUGUAGAUCUUAUAACAGUAGGACGAGUUUAAGUCAGUAUUCCCUAUAAAACCUCUAAAUUAGUAAUGAACUUUUCUUGCUGCCUGUUUGACCCAACUAGAGCUUUUGUAUUGUAGUAAGUGUUUUCUAACUAAAGCUUCUGUAAACUGGCACUUCAGAAUUGUGAAGGUUUCAUAGAUGUAGAAUGGGGAUUUC
This is a messenger RNA of Rubroshorea leprosula, 3295 nucleotides long. The record is from the annotation of a GenBank genome assembly. Lineage: Eukaryota; Viridiplantae; Streptophyta; Magnoliopsida; Malvales; Dipterocarpaceae.